AUGAAAGUGCUGCCAUCCUUCGAGUCAACGAAGCUGGAUCCCUUUACAUCUCCACUGCAUCGAAGUACCGCAUCUUCCACCCAAGAAAAUCAUAUCACGCCAACCAACACUUGUAACCAUCCCCCCAUUUUCUUCUCGCCCUGCCUCAAACACGCCCUGCUCAACCCCGCUGACUUGCUUGAACCCGCCUCUGAUCAUCAUUCUGAUUCAACCCCUUUCUGGCUGCAGCCUGAUGGGUGGGUCAUGGGACCCAGACAUGAGCUUCUUUUCUGGGUACCUCCUGCUUCCCGACACGCGUUUUAUACUCCUUGGACCUCAUUGGUGAUACCCAGAGGAUACCCUGAGCUUGAUUUGAGCUGCAUGGCGAACGGGACGCGCUGGUCGAGUUGCCAAGAUGCGUAA
Messenger RNA from Suillus discolor, 402 nucleotides. RefSeq lists its product as uncharacterized. The record is from RefSeq and is a predicted model, not a curated record. NCBI's taxonomy places the organism in Eukaryota, Fungi, Basidiomycota, Agaricomycetes, Boletales, Suillaceae. Bases 1 to 402 code for a protein of 133 amino acids. The transcript has a single exon.